Messenger RNA from Dictyostelium purpureum, 2057 nucleotides. RefSeq lists its product as uncharacterized. The coding region runs from base 103 to 1833 and encodes 576 amino acids. NCBI's taxonomy places the organism in Eukaryota, Evosea, Eumycetozoa, Dictyosteliales, Dictyosteliaceae. The transcript has 2 exons. Gene Ontology annotation, molecular function: protein binding. The record is from RefSeq and is a predicted model, not a curated record.
AGUUGUACAUAAAAAAUUGUUUUAACAAUAUAGUUCAUACACAUUAUUAUUUUAUAUAAUAUACUGUAUGACAAAUAAAAACUAUCAUAUAAUUUUAGUAGAAUGGUUUCUCAAGGUAAAAAUAAAUUAAUUCAAAAAUAUAGUUCAGAUUUUUCAUAUUAUUUUAAUAACCCGGAACUAUCAGAUAUUAUUAUACAAGUUUCGGAAAAUGGUUUUUUAGAUCAAGAUUUUAAUUUUUAUAAGCCAACCCCUAUUAAACUUAUGGGUGAUAGAAAACCAACAAUAACUGAAAUAAUAGAAAUAACAAAACAAAAUAAUAACUGUAUCGAUAAAAACAAUAGUAAUAAUUUAAAAAACAAAAAUGAAAAUAAUAGUAAUAAUGACUUAGAUUAUUUUUACACCCAUAAAUUUGUAUUAUCCGCAAGAUCACCUGUUUUUAUGAAGAUGUUAUCAUGUCAAAUGAUGGAAUCAAAUUCAUAUAUAAUCACCUCACAUUUCCCAAAGAACAUAUUUUAUAUUGUAUUAAAAUUUUUAUAUAGUGGUAAAGUUGAAAUGAAUGCUUCUAAUGUAUUGGAUGUAUUGGCAGCUGCAGACUAUUAUCAAUUAGAGGAUCUCAAAGAUUUCUGUGGUAAAUUUUCAUUACAGACUUGCAUCGACGGUGAAUUAGAUAUAUGUAGAGUAUUACACGCAGCCGAACAAUAUGGUUUAGAAAAAAUUAAAACUCUUUGCCUGGACUACAUCUCUCAACACAGUAUGGAUAUUUUAUUGUCCUCUCCAAAUUGGCAUUUAUUAACCGAGGAAAACCUUAUAUCAAUUUUAGAACAAGAUAAUCUCAGAGUACCAGAAGUCGAAAUAUUCGACUCUUUAGUUCGUUGGGCAGAAAAACAAUACCUUAUUCUAAAAGAUAUAUCACCAGUAGAAAUUGUUAAAGAAGACUUUUUAAAGAAAAAACUAUCACGUCCACUUAAAUCAAUACGUUUUGCAAGUAUGUUUCCACAUCAACUCUCCAAUCAUAUAGAAGCAAGCGGUAUAGUAGAUAGAGAAAUAUUAUUCGAUGCUUAUAAAUAUUGUGCUGCCCAUGUACCUACCAAGAACCCAUCAUCAUGCGAACUUCGUCAAGGUGUUAAGGAAUUUACUUUUCAAUAUAAUGGGGAUACAAACGGUGUUUUAUACUACUUUGGAACCCUGGAAGAUAUGGAUGACUAUGAAAGCCCAGCUACAAGAAAAAUAGUUACAGUAACUUCAUCAUCAAUGAGUAUUGGAUAUCCACAUCCAUUCGUCAGUAGAACCUCAACAAAUAUGUACACAGAUAAAGAAGAAAACUCAUUCUUUUGCGUCGACUUGGGUGCAAAACAUGUCCUCUGUCCAACUUAUUAUUCAAUGAGAUACGGAGGAGAUAGUCAAGGAUCUAUCUAUGCAGCACCUAAAAACUGGCAAUUACUUGGCAGUUUAGAUGGAAUUGAAUGGAGUAUUCUUUGUGACCACAAGAAUGAUAUGUCUCUCAAAGAAGGCUAUAGUAUUGCCGGAUGGGAGGUUAAAAGUAUUCAUUCAUAUCGUUACUUAAAGAUUUUACAAACAGGUCCAAACCAACGUGACGGUCACGAACUUUGUGUAUGUUGUUUUGAGGUAUAUGGUAGAUUGGUUAAUUUAGAAGAUAAUGGUAAUGGUUCAAGCUGUAGUAUAAUUAGCGAUGAUGAAGACGAAAAAAUUAGAAACUUGGAUGACGAUACUGAAGAAGAUAAUGAUGACGAUGAUGACUCUGUGGAAGAAGAUAUCACUGAUAUGGAAGAAGAUAAUACAGAAACAGAUUCAAUUUUAAGUAAUAGUAAUUAAUAAAUAUAAAAAAUCAAUUUUAAUAAUAUACUCAAGAAAUCAAUCAAAUCAACAAAUCACUCAUUAUCUGUAUCUCUAUAUAUAUAUAUUUUUAGAUAUUAUAAAAAAAAUAAUAACAAAACGAUUUUAAUUAUUUUUUUAAAUGCGGAAUAAAUUUCCCAAAAAAAAACCGAAAUAAAUUAUAUAUUAAACAAAUUCUAAUAGAAUUUGAUAUUUAUAUUUAU